Messenger RNA from Grus americana (Whooping crane), 1221 nucleotides. RefSeq names its product interleukin-8. Bases 98 to 409 code for a protein of 103 amino acids. Gene Ontology annotation, biological process: chemokine-mediated signaling pathway; cellular response to lipopolysaccharide; neutrophil chemotaxis. The record is from RefSeq and is a predicted model, not a curated record. The transcript has 4 exons. Gene Ontology annotation, cellular component: extracellular region. Gene Ontology annotation, molecular function: CXCR chemokine receptor binding; chemokine activity. Lineage: Eukaryota; Metazoa; Chordata; Aves; Gruiformes; Gruidae.
UAAGCAAGAUGGAUCGCCCGGCUCAGGCAUCAGCAAUCCUCCGGGACAAGAGAGGUCACUGCUCCACAGAACCAGAGCAAAAAACUCCCGUCUAACCAUGAACGGCAAACUUGUGGCUGUCCUGGCUCUCUUCCUGAUUUCAGUGGCUGUGUCCCAAGGGAGGACCCUGGCAAGGAUGGGAACCGAGCUCCGGUGCCAGUGCAUAGCCACGCAUUCCAAGUUCAUCCCGCCUAAAUCCAUCCAAGAUGUGAAGCUGACCCAGAGCGGCCCCCACUGCAAGAACGUCGAAGUCAUAGCUACUCUGAAGGACGGCAGAGAGGUGUGCUUGGAGCCCACUGCUCACUGGGUUCAGCUGAUCGUGAAGGCAAUUUUGGCCAAGGCUCAACUGAAUUCUGACUCACCGCUCUAAGAAACACAGGACAGAAGAACAUCUGGGAACUGCUCCUGCUCCUCCACUGAGAGAAAAAUCGGGAAAAGCAUCAGUCAAGCAGUGUGCCACCUUCCGCCUCCUGCAUCAGUGUUGUUAUGUUAAUUAUGGAUGAUUUAUUUAUUUGUUUAUUUAUUUAUUUAACUGUAAUUAUUUAAGGGUGUCUUUCAAAUGGUCAGUGCUGUCUGUGGGACACGCUGCUCAUUGACACCGAAGUCGCUGAAUAGGAGAAGUGGUUUGCUAAAGGAAAUGAAGAACCCUUGGCAGCCAGUUCAGCCAAACACACCUAGUUAAGUGCAAUGCACUUGCAGCACAGCUUAUUUACACUAAGCCUUACUAUUUUGCUCUUACACCAGCAAACUGGUAAUUCCUCCUGCUCCCCUGGAGUGCCCUCGUAUGUUGUGUCAACAACAGUCUCCUGAACCACGGUCAGCCUGUGGCUAGGCUGUGAACUGUGAUUUCUGACUUUAAAAAUCUAGCCUAUGGAAUCUGUAAGACACUGGGUUUUGUAUUUAUUUAUUGUGAUUUGCAUCGUAUUGUUAAAUGUAUUUAUUGAGUAGUUGCUAUUCAAGAGGGAGAAUGAUGAUAAUUUAUUUAAUUUCUACUGGAUUCUCCAUUCCUAAUAUUCAUUGUUAAGAAAUAUUCACGAUCCCAUGGCUCUGUACAAGGACUCGGUUGUACAUCUAAUUAGCUACUCAAUCAGCUAAUGGAAAAAACUGCAUCUUACAUACACAGAAUUUGCUUGUGAGUGUAAUUAUUCCUAACAAUGCAUUAUUAAAUGUUUUCUACAAAAA